This is a messenger RNA of Clonostachys byssicola, 552 nucleotides long. NCBI's taxonomy places the organism in Eukaryota, Fungi, Ascomycota, Sordariomycetes, Hypocreales, Bionectriaceae. The record is from the annotation of a GenBank genome assembly.
AUGUACCACAUUGUUCAGCCAGAUCCCCACCAUGGCUAUGGCCCAGAGAGGGUAGACACAGGGUUGAACACUUGGUACAUUACAAUCGACGAUCACUGCGUUGACAGCGAAUGGGUUCCGAACUUUUCUGCCGCGAUUAGCAAGGGGCAAUGGAUCAAGGAUGAGGCACCAAGCCUCUUGCCACACCUCCUAGGGGGGCCAUUAACCAAGGCCAAAGACGACGAGGAUAAGGACGAGGACGAAGAGGAAGAAGAGGAAGACGAGGAAGACGAAGAGGUUGAAGAUGAUGAGGCGGAAGAUGACGAGGACGAAGCUGAAGACUCUUAUGAUGACUUCGUAUGGGCUGAAGUAACGCUCAAGUCGCAGGAGCAACUCGACAAAGAAUUCGACGGCAAGGAAACGGCCUGGAAGCUCGAGGAGUGGCGCCUGAACCUAGUUGCGCAGCAGAGACAUUUCCCAAAACACAAGGCUGGGGACGAGAAUGAUGAGUACGCGCAGUUGCUGAAGAAGAUGAUGAGAAUGUGCAAUGUCAAAGUCAAACAGAGGGAGUAA